CCCAUCCCUUCAUCAUCUUCAGCCUACGGAUGAAUCACAAGAGCUGAGCACGAGGCCACACAUCACCCAAGAAUACCUAAGGUCACCUCCGAGCAGACCUAUCAGCAUUGAGAUCAGCAAGUCACCGUGUCACCGUGAGGGACACGGAGCAGGAACCAAGAUGUCGCUUACCAGCAAGAAAGAAGCAAGAGAUCGAUCGAGUCGAGGAAGAAGCAAAGGGGUCGAAUGGAAACCUUCACUGGUCACUCCAUCGCCCUCCACUAGCGCAGCAGCAGCAAGUAGCUCGUCAUCAAGGAGGAGGAUCGAAUGUGUCCGUGGGAUCUUACUGGGCAGGUGUCUAGAAGACCACGUUAAAAGCAUCGAGGCUUCCCGGACGUCGUCUACGUCGGGAGCCACCACGAACCAAGUCUCUCGGGCGUCGUCAUACGUCGAGAGUAGAAUCAAGAAUCAAGUCUUCCGGCCGUCGUUCUACGUCGGGAGCAGGUACCAAGUCUGCGCAAGUGCGUCAGCAAGUCUUUGGGCACAGUGUUGUCCUGUCAAGUUGGGUCAGAGUACCCUCGAAUCCGGUGGGGUGAGUGUACCCUCGAAUCUGUUUGGACCGUCGUGUCCUGUUUUGGCCGUUGUGCCUGCGAAUCUGUUGGGCCGUUGUGCCUGUGAGUCUGUCGGGUCGUCAAAUCCCGAAGUUCAAGUUUGGGCUGGUUGCCCUGAAAUGUGAGGCCGAUCCGACUCGUGCCUCAGCCUCGAACGAGUCGAUGCUCGUAUCUUGGAAGAUCGGAGCGUGGAGCUCCUGGUCUGCGUCCAGAGAGCAAGUUUCUGGAUAAGAAUGGGGCGAGUAUGUCCUCGCACCGUAAAUUGGACGAGCAAUUGGCUCGUGCCUGAUCAUCUCCCCUCAGUGCGGAUCGUCAGUCGAGGUUACAUUGUUAGGGUCGAUCAGUCAGAAGCAGAACCACAGCUCUUCUCGUCAUUGGGAAGGGGUCUUCGUAGGAACUCUCUGUCUGUCUUAGCG
Molecule: messenger RNA, 1006 nt
Organism: Microstroma glucosiphilum
Lineage: Eukaryota; Fungi; Basidiomycota; Exobasidiomycetes; Microstromatales; Microstromataceae
Exons: 1
Coding region: 161-715 (184 amino acids)
Source: RefSeq, a predicted model, not a curated record